CCCUCCUCUUCGCUCGUAUUUUUUCUCGUAGUGAACUAAAAUGUCAUCACAGAUGAAUGAAAUCCAUUCAAAGAGUUUGGUAUUUUAAAUAAAAAGAAUUCGUGAAUAAUGAAUUGAUUCACUGCUCUCACAAAAUCACUUACAAUACAUAUUUUAUAAAAUUUGGACCUACUGUUUGGCAUAUUACAGAAGAAAGCAAAAAACAAUUGUUUAUUUUAUCAGAUUUAUUUAAAAUAAGAAAAAUGAGUUAUGAAGAGGGAACACAUCUAGCUCAUCGUCAGCACGUUAAGUACUUCAUGAGAUUUUUGAAUAUCUUACCAUCAUCUUUGUCUUCACAUGAUACAACAAGAGUUACAAUUGCAUACUUCUCUGUAUCUGGCUUAGAUGUGCUCGGAUCUAUAACAUCUGUUUCAUUGGAGUUGAGAUCUAGAAUAAUUGAAUGGAUAUACUUUUUACAAGUACACCCUAACAAAAGUAAUGGCGACAUGUCAUCGUGUGGCUUUCAAGGAUCAUCAACAAUCAAUAUCGACUUAGACGAGGCAAAUAGUCAUUAUAAAUGUGGCCAUCUGGCCAUGACUUAUACAGGGUUGUGUAUUCUAUUGGCGCUUGGCGAUGAUCUAUCUAGGAUUAACAGGAAAGCUUUGGUUGCUGGUGUGAAAGCGUUACAAACUCCCGAAGGCAACUUUUCUGCCACAUUGUCCGGCUGCGAGUCGGACAUGAGAUUUGUCUACUGCGCCGCCUGCAUCAGCUACAUACUGGACGACUGGUCCGGCUUCAAUAUACCCAAGGCUACGGAAUACAUUCUCAAAUCUAUCAAUUACGAUUUCGGCAUCGCCCAAUGUCCCGAGUUAGAAUCUCAUGGCGGCACGACUUACUGCGCUUUGGCGACUCUCAGUCUCACUAAACAACUAGACAAAUUAUCCGAAGAACAAGUGGAAGGUCUCAAACGUUGGCUCCUAUUCAGGCAAGUAGACGGCUUCCAGGGAAGACCUAAUAAAUCUGUCGACACUUGCUACAGCUUCUGGGUGGGCGCUUCCUUAAAAAUACUAGACGCUCUACAUAUGAGCAACUACGGGAACAACAAAAAAUACGUUUACGAAACUCAAGAUUGUGUCGUUGGUGGUUUCUCAAAAUGGCCGGACACUUGCACGGAUCCGAUGCACACAUAUUUAGGACUCGCAGGCCUCAGUCUUAUAGGCGAAAACGGGCUAUUAGAAAUCGUUCCUACUUUGAAUAUAACCAAUAGGGCGUUCGAACAUUUAAAGGCGAUACACCGAAAUUGGGCGAACGAAUCAUAGCUUAGCAAAUAGAUUUUAUACCUACGAAAUUUGUAAAGAAACACGCUUUCCACAAGUGAUCAUUUAUAUUUUUUAUUAUUGUUUUUUUUUUUAUAUUGAAUCUUUCUUUUUAUUUUUUAUUUUAUAUUGCGAGUUUGUGAUUAUACUUUGUACGUAUAUUUUUUGUUUUGGUUUUGGGAAGGUAAACACUGAUUUAAGGUAAUAUUUUUUUAUUAAAUUAUAAUAUUCAAUAUUACAUGCUUUAAAAGUUCUGUUUCAAGGGUUUCAUGGGGUAGGGCCAGCGUAGGUAGCGCAAUAGUGAUAGUCUGGUAUACAUCCCGGCAAACUUCUUGAUCAACGACCAUAGAAAAAGAAGCCUGCGCAGUAGCAAUUUUACAUACAAAAACGUCUGCUGCGCAAGUUUGUCUAUGGUUUUGCCCAAGAAGUUUGCCGCGACCUUUAUUGCUAGCAGUGGUGUCUGUGCUAUGAUAUGAUAGUCGCUUUCUAUAAGGCUACCAAUGACGCGUGAUUCCCACCCUAUUUCCAUUUAAAAAUCUAAUCUAUUAAUAAUCAAUUACUGUAAUAAGAAUUCAUACUUGCCUACUACUCAUCACUGCCAAUAUCAACAACAUAAUUAUCGACUUUGUGAAAAUGCAUUUUGUUAAUUUUGUAUGUAAUAAUGUAAAGUUAAAUAUAUACAAUACAGGGUGUAAAAAAACAUUAUGACGAUGACUAAAACUACGCACUCUGUGCACCGAAACAAGUAAAUUUACAAAAAGUUAUUAGUGGGAAAUCAUUUUUAUUAUUAAGUAAAAAAAAUACAAAAUUUUGCAGCACGGCGCGCUACUGUAGCGCUACGCAACGACUGUGCCUGUGUGCGUGUGUGUGUGUUUGUGUGUGUAAGUGCGUCGAUAUAACGCGCUUCUCCACUACCGCCUGAUUGAUAUCAGGUAUAUUGUAAUGUUAUGUAGUUUCUUUCUCCAGUUCUUGUUCACAGUUUAGACAAGUUCUGAAGAAAUGGUAAAUUAACAAUUAAUUUGAGAAUUGGUUUAUACUUCCACUUUGAAUGUUUAUUUUAAUAAUAUGUAAACUUGACAAAAUGGCAAAUAGAAUGGUUAUAAUAUAUGUAUUUCUGAUGAACUUACAUGGAAUACAAACAGAAGGCACAGCUAAUGCAUUUAAUCUGUUAUAACGAUUUUUAUCCUCUUCAGUAAAAUGUAAGUCACAGACUCUCUUUUUCGAUCGGUAAUAUUCAAAAUCAGAUGUAGUUUCCAACUUUCCUCCAGCAAGAUGGACCCAAGUACGAAACCGAUCAGGAUAUUUCUCUGGGUCUGGAAAACAAUGCAUCCUGAUUCCUGUAAUAAAAAUUCACAAAUUACUAUUUAAAAGCACACAUUUUACCAUAUUAUUAAGGAGACAGAAUGAGCUCUAAACAAAAUAUUUUAUCUGAUGAUUUGGAAUAAAGUAAGUGCUAACAUUCCCUACCGACUGUAUUACAUACAUAUAACAAAUUAUCCUAUCUAAUGUUUUCUCAUGCAAGCAAUUGUAAUGGUUUUAAUAGAGAAAUACAGUUUCUUUGUUUCAGUCAAUAAAAUUAAUAGAUAAAGACAGAAUAUACCUGAUUUAUUUACUGCCAAAGUUCCUACAUUUUAAAGACCCCUAUUAGCAUUUGUUUAGAUUUAGAGCUAGGUAGGUACUUUAACUACUUAUCGACUAUUCGAUGUCGUCCGGAUCGGCCUCUCGAACCGGAUAAGUUGUGACACGAACUGACGACCUUCCACAUGCAAGCAAACGCGCACCCGGUACAGAGUAUUUUGAUGGACGCGCUCCAGUAUUCUUUCCCGUACAGACCGAUAUUUCAGUUCUUCAAAUAAGUCAAUAUUUUUUACGCAUUUCACCACUAGUCUGACCAGGGCUGACAAAACAUGAUCUUUGAUGAAACUUAACAGGAAAAAAUCCAAAGGCGUGCUGGUACCAAGUCUUCCGCAACUUGGCCAGCGGCAUGUCAUCUAAGGCCUCCGACAAAUAGUAGUUAGUUAAAUUUAAAUUUGCGGCUCCGUCCAUUCUAGGCUGCUUAAACACGGGAACGAGGAUCCGGUUCCCCACAAUGCCUGUCCAUACGAUGUGCUUCCACCGCGCCUGGAAGCCCGUUUCUAGAGCCUGGAAGCCUAGCUGCCGUUCGAACGCCUAAACGUGGGUUUUUUAUCAUAACAUCUAGAAUGACUUGUUCCGCCGCAGGUCGUAUUUACCCGCGCUCACCCUCCGAAACUGGCACUAUCGGCUGAUUGUCUAGCAAACGUUGUACAGUCCGAACAAAAUACUUAAUAUGCUUUUACUGGCAAAAGUCUCCUUAUAGCAAAAUAUAGUAGUUUCGCCUACUAUAUUUUUUUUAGAAAUAUUGUAUUUGAUCCCCUAUGAUAGUAGGAUACUAUAUUAUGUAGUAGGGUUGGCAACCCUACCGCUGGCCUGCCGGUCAGCGUCGCGUUGCCUAGGCUGGACUGACCAAUUACCAAUUAGAUAAUAAGUAUAUUAUUGUUAUUACCUACUAGCAAACCAGUGAACCAAAUGUUCACCAAAACCUGAUUUCUCUAAAACCGGAAGUGCUACGUUACUCAAAUCCGGUUUGUAGUCUUAUCAGACUAUUCUUAACUUAUAACUUAAAUAUUCUCUUUAUCUAUCUCUUACCGUUUGGCCGCUGAAACAGCACCACAGACAGACGGACUUGUCUAAUAGAUAAGAGACUAGCAAACCAGUGAACCAAAUGUUCACCAAAACCUGAUUUAAAAAAAAAUGUAUUUAAUUAAUUGAGAACUUCGGAGAUUUUGUGUGGUUUCGUUUGAAAUUCGUGAUUUCUCGAAAACCGGAAGUGCUACGUUACUCAAAUCCGGUUUGUAGUCUUAUCAGACUAUUCUUAACUUAUAACUUAAAUAUUCUCUUUAUCUAUCUCUUACGGUUUGGCCGCUGAAACAGCACCACAGACGGACGGACGGACUUGUCUAAUAGAUAAGAGAUACUUACUACUUAACAAACAUCGUGUUAUGCAUCGGUAGUGUUUUUUAUCAUUUUCAAUAACUGAUUCACUUAUUUUGUUGUUAUUUUUUUAUUGUAAAUCGAGAUCAUUCUUUAUUUGUAGUUUCUCCGAUAUUUUUUGUCUAAAAUCCCUGGUCCCUUGUAAUUUCUUGUUUUGUAAUCUUUUCAAAUUCACAGUUCAAUGCUAAUUCGUAUACAUUCUUUAUAGAAUCAUCAGUAGACUCGCCUACCAUUUGCAUUCAUCUGUGAAAUAUCGUUCUCAGAAAAACAAGGUUUCUUCUGGGAUUGAAAUAUUUGUUGAAUUUGUAUAUUUGUUAAAUAGUUGUUCCAACUUGACAAUUUCCAGACAUUCGUCGCCCAUGCAAUAUAUCACUUUUCUUUUUCACUUUUUACGUCGGUUAGUAACAAUUAUUGUUCAAACCUUUGUAACCAUCUUGGCUACGAACUGAUAUCUCGAAAGUUAAAUUCCUUAGGAGGAUUCACAGAAAGAUUUUGGCGAGUCGCUAAAUGUGCAACCGGCAAUGGUUGACUUCUUGAUGAAUUCUCAGUUUUAUUUGCAAUGGUUCAUUCAUUGAGUUGGUACUUACUAUUAAUUAUUGACACCGCUGCCACCAUUUAGAGUUACAUUAAAGAGUGGGAACCUGAAUUAAAGGCGGAAAUAUAAUAAAUGAGACAACCAUUUAAGAUGCACUUGGAGUCGCGUCCAUCUUGAGAAAGCGAUAUCUAUUUGUCAUAGAUUAAACCACAGAGUAAAGAUUAAGCUAACAUUACAAAUUUCUAUCGUAAAAAGGUAAAAGUUAUUGAGGUAGAGAGCUACGAAGGUAAGGAAUGACGAACCUGUUUAAAAAGAUUUUGUCAUCUGUUUACAUGGUACUUUAACUUUUGAAUGAAACAUAAGCAUAUCACACCUGCGUAGGUUGGUUAUUUUAAGAGAGGGCACAGCGGAUUUUCCCCUCGAAAUAAAGCGCCCGUCUGGGGAAGCAAUCUCCACCUUACAGAAGACCUCAGUAAAAUAACACUACCUUUUGGUGGUGUUGUGUUUCUGUCGGUGAGUAAGGUUGAAGGGCUCCGCGGGGUACGAGAUUGCGUUCAGGCCGACAUGGUGAGGAUGGCUGAAGGGCAAACUUUCUGCCGCAUUAUCUAUCUUCGCGAUUGUACUCCACUUACACUUAACAUCAGGUGUUUAUGGCAAGUGCUAAUUACAUUUUAAUUAAUUGGGGUUUUAAACAAGCCUAAUAACGUGUAAUUAACUAAUUUUCACAAUUCAUUUUACUAAAUGCGGCAGCUGAUACGUUUUAGUUCGAGAAUGACACAAGGGUGCAGUGCGAACGCUGGAGCGCGGAGCACAGCGUGUGUGCAUGCGUUGCUGUCAUAGAAGUAUAAGUAUAUAUUAGGGAAGAUAUAGACUCUACUACAAGUGGACGUGCCCCUCUAAUAGAAAGAGAAAGCAGAUAAGAGAUCGCUAACUUUUUUCUCUAAUCGCGCAUGCGCAUUGGCAACCGUAACUAUUUUACUAUUUCGAUGUGAUGCCAUUGGAUGCCAUGCGUCACAAGAGAGCGAGAUAGCUAGCGGUCUCUCAUCUUCUUUCUUUCUACUAGACGUACAUUUUAGAGCCGCCUUCCCCACUCUAUUCUUAUACCUCUAUGGUUGCUGUACAGUUCUAGCCUUAUUAUGACAGGAAUACUAAAAAAAAUAUGUUCUUUGGAAAAAAGUUUCUAAAUAACGCUUUGAAAAUGUUAUUGUUAAAAUUUUGAACCAUAAAUUUCCAAGGUAAGCUCCAGAGGAUACGAGGCCUUCGUUUUCGUUAAAUGUUUUUUUACAUCCUGUAUUUACUAUAAAGGUGAGUGUUAAUAAUGAUGUGCAAUACGUAACUAUUAAGCGCGUUUUGUACUGUCUCUUCAGAUCCUGAUUUUUUGUUUCGGUUACAUUGCUUUUUACUUAAAUACAUUUUAUAUAAAGGGGGCGCACAGAUGCAAUUCGCUGUUAAAAUGUAAGUUUUAAAAGGCACAUGAUGAAUCUUAGAAAACAUACCAUUUCAGCAUUUAAUGUUAACAAGUGAAUAAGGAAACGCAAGUUAAACUUCAGCAAAUGCUGACUGUACAUAAUGUGUACAAGACUUUAAGUCCCCUUUGUAUUAUUUGUCAUUGAAACUAUAAGAAACACUUUCAUAUUUUAAAAUAUACUUAUCUACAUUUAUUUUUCAGUAUUAUUUUACGAAAUUUCGCUACUGCAUUUAUUAUGUUGAUUUUUGUAACACUUUAGUACUUACUAAGGUAUUGUUUUAAUAAAUAAUGAAUAGGUGCUAAUUUACGAAAUUAGGUACCUGGUACCAAACAUGUGAAACAACGACUUAUUAAAUUGUAAGCACACAAAUAUUGUAGUACAACAUCGGUGUAACAAACAUUGUGCCAUACUUAAAAAACAAAAUGGCGGAUUAUAAAUGUAAAAUAGUUAGGAACUUUUCAAAUUGUUGCACAAAUAAAAAUUGCUAGUUGUAUUUUAUUAUAAGGUUUCUUAAUAUUAAAUUACAUAAUUUUGUUAAUAUCAGCAGGUACCUCGCAUAUAAUUAUUUAUUUAUUAGCAAUAAAAUUUUUGAUCUUAAUGUUACUUAAAAUUGCUACCAUUUAUGCCAAAACUGACGUGUCGUUAUAAAUACAAUUAUAUCUAUUCUGGUUAAAUUGAAGUUUGUAUAUGCAUAAUAUGUUAAAAAACUUUAUUGACAGUGUAUAUAAGGUUUACGUCUCGGUUUGCGAGUUUUUGGACCAGUGCCCUAUUUCACCAAACCGACAUUUAUAUCGCUGACAUAUGACGGCUUGGUAUCUAAUUUUUCUGCUAGUGGUAUAUCAAAAUUUUCUUUGUACGUACUUGUAUCAAAGAAGAAAUUCUGUCGUUCUUUAUAAGUUCUCCUGUAUAAGAACUUAUCUUUUCAAGCUUUUUUGGAUAAUUGAGUAGUAUUAUUGUGUAGAAAGAACGUAUACAUUCUUGCUAACUUGUGCUGUGGGCCAAUUUUCAGGUAUCAGGUGGCACAGGCACGUAAAAAUUUUACUCACUUUACUUACAAUCUGAGGACUGAUUCCUAUGUAUGUUGUAGAGAAUGUAAGGUCAGGCGGUCUUGGUGUCUUACUCUAUAACGCAAAUCUCACACAGCCCCGAUUUCGUGUCAAGAAUUAAGGACAAUUUAAAAAAUUAAGUUCGACUUAAAAAAUCGUCUUGUUUCACAAUACCAUUGUCAUAGAAGUAAGAUACGGACAAAUUGACAAUUGUAACAAGAUACCUGUCAUAUUUAUGACAUAUGAGUUGGUAAAACAGGGCCCAGUACCAUUAGUACGAACCAAUAUCGAAUUGGAAUAGUUUUGCGAGUGCGAAAUGUCAUUGUCAAAUUUUGUAUGGAAACUUGAACAGAAGCGCCAUAACGGACUUAACGAGAACUAAAAAUCAGUAUACAUUUGACAGUGACAUUUCUCACUCGAAAACUGUUCGAAUUUGAUAUUGGUUUAUACUAAGGGUACGGAAGGCCUAUUCGCUAACUGGUUUUUGACAGAUGAAAGUGAUAAUCACCGAGCUAUUUAGUGAUUGAAUACUGCUUUAUUAUAGGCGAGGAGCCACCAAUCCUGAAAUCUCCGUCAUCACGUAUUCUAAUAUUUUUAAUAAAAAAUAAAAGUUAACGUUUAGACGAACAAGAUUUGCUUGGUCGCACGCCGACGAAUUUGAUUAGCCGGAAAUAUUUUAAUUAAAUUACAUAUUUAUUAUUAAAUUUCCAUAAUUUUUUCCGUUAUCACGGAUUUUGAUCAUACUUAUAAAGAAUUUUGUGGGAAAUAUUAUGUUCAACAAGAAAAAAUCCGGCCGACCAAUGAAUGAUUUUUGGCCAGUAAGGCCACACAUACCUAUUUGAAAGGUGUGAUAAGGGGUAAAAUUUAUCCAUUAUCACGGAAACCUUUUUUUUUUAAUUCACGCGUUUUAAUGUCAUAUUUAUAAUUAUCUUGGUAUGCGUAUCGCGCAUACCAAAUUUUAACUCUUCGCUUUUCAACGGUUUCUAUAUUUCUGUAAAGAGUGAGUGAGGCAGAUUUUUGGUUCAAGUUGAAACCUUGCAUGAGUUCGUCUCUUUCUAAAGGUAAAAAAAAGUGAGGUUGUUCUACGACAGGGCUGCAUAGUGUUAUCUCUCUUACUCCGGUUUCUUUUCAAGUCCAUAAGACUGCUCCAAGAGUAACUGAGAUAAGAGUAACAUCGAAUUUAUGUUAAAGUUCCAUAGGUCUUUCUUUCUUACUCCGAAAAGGUCACAGCAUACCUACGUUGUCCUACAGCAUUUUGGGGGUUCAGAUCAUUUCGACAUUUCAGUCUGCUGUUUUCCUAGCUGUCAAAAGUGUCGUUAUUUUGUAUAGCUUACUACGCAUCAGCAUUCUAAACAUAUUCAUAAAUUUAACAAAAUUCACUGUUGAAUAUUUAUAAAAAAAACAUUUUUUUUAAUUAUAUUUUUUUAAAAUUGACAAACCGUCUAAUAUUUGUAUAUUUGAUAUUUUAUAUUUUAAUAUUUUAAACAGAUGUUGAUUUUUUGGUGAUAUUGUGUCCAUUUUAGUGUUAUAGUGACGAUUGAUUCAGUGUACUUUUGCGUUAUAAAAGAACAUUUAAAGCACUAGAUCCAAUCUCAGCGUUUCAGCAUAACAAUUUCAAUAUGUAGUGUUUUAUUUGUAAUACAACAACUUAAGAGAAAAUUACUCCGUUUUCUGGAAGGGAAGAAGCUUUUAAAAAAUGUAAAAACGUGCUGAGUUUCUGGAAAUAAAAAAAAUUAAGUAUCAAUAUUUAAGCUUAAAUUUCGAUGAUUUGAACGAAAAUGGUUAUCAUCUCACAUUACAUAUAUACAUUCAGGUAAUUUUCUAUGUAAUUUAUUAUAUAAUCAACCCAUAUAAAAAUUUUCCUGUAUUCCCUCUUUUCCAUAUUAAUUAGUAUAAUAAAUAGUUAAAAACUUAAGGAAGAGACUAGAGGUAGAAGAGAGACUUUAAAAGAAAUUUCAUCAAGUAAGUGAAAUCUAUAACAGUAUAAUCCUCACUCACACAAUAAAAUUUGGUAUGCGCGAUACUUUCGGCAGUUUGUAAGCACGCAUACCAAGAUAAUUAUAAAUGUGACAUUAAAACGCGUGAAUUAAUAAAAGAGGUUUCCGAUAUAAUGGAUAAAUUUUACCCCUUAUCACACCAUUCCAAUAGGUAUGCGUGACCUUUCCGGCUAGAAAUCAUUGGUCGGCCGGAUUUUUUCUGGUUGAACAUAAUAUUUCACACAAAAUUCUAUAUAAAAUUGAGCAAAAUCCGUGAUGACGGGGAAAAAAUAUGGAAAAUUAAUAAUUUCCGGCCAAUCAAAUCCACGCCGACCAAGCAAAUCUUGUUCGUCUAAACGUUAACUUUUAUUUUAUAUUAAAAAUAUUAGAAUCCGUGAUCAUGGAGCUUUCAGGAUUGGUGCCUCCCAGGCUAUUAUAACGCCACUAAGAUACUUGUUCUGAAAAGCAUCGAUGGAUAUCCAAAUUUUACUGUAUUUACACAUUUGGCUGAUCGUUUCUGCGUAAACUGUAUUUUUUACAUUAUGAAGUUAUCGUAGUACACUGCACUUCCGCUGUAUUAGAAAAGGUAACGCUUCAGCUGACUUACCUUUUCAACAUUUUCUGCAAAGCUAGUUUUAUUACACGACUGCCAAAAAAUAAGUUUAAUGUUUUCAAAGGUCCUUUAUGUAUGCAUGUUUGGAUGUAAUUAUGUCCUAAUUAACGACAAUUAUUCUUGGAGAAAUUAUAAUUUAAAAAAGUAUUUUAAUUUAUAAAUUGAAGGCUUACGCAAAUUCGAUUGAACAACCAAAAACUUGCACUGGCACACUGAAAAUAAUGUGAAAAUCGUCAAUUAAAUCAUUUGCUUAUUAUCAUUAUACAGUCAAUAAUAGAUGUAAUAAAAUAAUUGAUGUAAAAUUAUGAAGAAGACCACGUUAUGAAAGCUUUUCAAAGCUAUUGCUUUGAAAGUCUUGUGCGGUGUUUUGGAGUAAUAAUGUUUAUUAAUGAAAUAUAAGAUUGAUGUCGGCCAGUGUUCUCUGUUCAGUGUGUAAACUGUUUAACGUGAAAUAAAUAAAUUAUUAUUAUUUUUAUUGAUAUGAUAUUGAGAAGAAAACCACGGUUCUAAAGCUUUGAAAGUUUUCAUAUUAUUUGUAUGUAAUGAACCUUUUCAAUGUGUAUUUGUAUUUAAAGUCAACAACAAAAUGGUUCUAAGAUCAAUUAAUUAGUUCUUAGAGAUUCCCGUCGUGCUUGGUUAGUUGAUUCGAAUUUGUAUAGCUUUUACAAAUGUCGAACAAGUUGAUUUUUGUUAGUGUUUGCAUGUUGCACUGUAUAUCAUAUUUUAAGAACAUGAGCUAAGAUGUCGAAAUUAUCACGAUUUUUACAAUCUUAUUAUUUAUUACAAUAUAACUAUGUUUGAAAUUUUGCAACUAAAUUUCGAAGCAGAUGUCUUCAAACGAUUUAGAUGAAAUUUUGUUUACUUACACGUUUAGUUUUGAUGACAAUGAUGUCGAUUCUGGCGUGAUUCUCUAAAUCUAAACUUAAAUUUGACAACAGUGUAUCCUUCUCAUUCUCUAUACAAAAUGAAAAGGAGUGACUGAUCUUAAAUUUAAUUUUAAGUUUAGAUAAUCAUGCCAGAAUCGACACCAAUAAUAUAAUUGGUUAGCUACGUAACGUCAUUUUGAAUCCAUCAUGGCGGAACACCCAGGACUAUUUAUUUUUAAGGCACUCCUACAAUAUAUAAAUGGCAUCAAAUGAAAGGGCUUGCUGAGAAUGACUCGAAAUAUAAAGUGAGGUCACUCUAAAUCCAAUAUAGCUGAUUUCUCAGGAUGGUGGACAAAGUUUUUUAUGCUUCCUUACAAUAUGGGCAUAAAAUGAAAGGACUUAUAAAAUGUUGUUUUAAAGUUUUAAGCUGAUUAGAUCCUAGAUAGAACAUAUUGAUCUUAUUGUAUCUUAUUUCUAUUAAAUAAAGGCGAAUAUUGUUAGUAUUGUAGCGAUGUACGAUUUUCCUCUUAUGUUAUUUUGAUGUUGACAGUAAAUACUUUGCUAUUAAAGGCGCACUCCUCGAAGGCAAUAGUUUAUAAUAUCUUUUUAUAUUGUAUUAUUAUAAUAACAUUAAGAUUUUGUAAAAUAUAAGUUUCUUUUCUAUAAGUUGAUUCUAAAUCAUAAGGUAAUGUUUGUCAAUGCCUUAUCUACGUGCUGACAUAUAUGUUUGCAUUUAUUUAUUUCAGUUUCGUUGAAUAUAUAUAUUUGCAUUAUAAUAUAUAAAUUAUGAAAGUUAUUGACACAGUGUUUAAUUUAUUUAAUCACUUUCACGCAUUGACGUAUCUAAAGAAGUAGACUCCCAAUCGCGCUCAAAAUAUGAAUAAUUUUCAAACGAAAUGACGAGUGUUUGGUCAAAAACUGUGCAAAUGACACCCAGCUCCGUAACUAAUCGUCAUCUUCUAGUUUUGUACGGAAAAAGCUAGUUUGAUCAUACGUCCGAUACCGCUUAGUUUGCAUAGAAACGACGACGCGAUAUGUUACGGAGUUUCAUUUCACAUAUUCGUGCUUGAGCCUCUGAUCUACACAUAAAUAACCGGCCAAGUGCUUGACGUGCCACGCGCAGUGUGGGUUUCCGUUGUUGUGUCGUCACCAUCAUAUAUUUUGGAAAGAGUCUUUAUUUUAAGAAAUUACUUCGUCUAAGUCACUUUUAAUGUUUUCUUCUAUGGAAUUAUUAUUAGGUAAGAAUUUUUCUAAUAUGUACAUACAUAGUUGAACGACUAUUACUCUGAAGUAACAAAUCUAUUUUAACAGUUAUAAUUUUCCUUACAAGUUCAUGAAAAGCACUAAAUUAUCAUUAAUUUUUCCUGGUUUUUCAUCCAAAUACUUAAGCGUUUAGAGAGGGGGAGGGGGGGUAUUUUAUCAAAAUUUUAAAACUUUUCUUCCAUUUUGUCGGCCAGAUUGAUUAACAUCAUUUCGAAGUCAACAUGAACGAUCCCCUGAUGGGGGGUUCGCGGAGAAACAAAGGUCCCCCGGCUGACUUUAUAUUACUGUUUCCAAUGAAUCUGGAAUGGAAACAGAUGGAUCAUUAUCUGGGCGUAGGUAUUUUGAAACGCAGUCUCUUACACGUAUGCAAGCACUGCAACAAAAAACGACGCAGAAACCAAGGGUCAGAAAUGAAUAGUUGCAUUCAAUCAAUUGUUCUUACUUUUGAUCGUCAAAUUCUCUCUAACCGGCGUUUUAUGUGUUACAAGUCAUUGGAGGCAUUGCAUUCAUUGAGGAUUUACAUAUUUACCCAACCAUGCAGUGUAAUAACUGCUGCCGCUUUUGCCAUACAGAAACACAAUGUAGAUCAAGACCUCGAUGUUUCAAGUGUGUUGGAAUUUCGACAUUUGUAAAAGCUAUUCAAAUUCGAAUCAACUAAGCAAGCACGACGGGCCUCUAAGUACUAAUUAAUUGAUCUUAGAACUAUUUUGCUGUCGACUUUAAAUACAAAUACACAUUCAAAAGGUUAACAAUAAACCUACAACUUCAUCAUAUAAGACUGUAUUUCUAAAGCCUCGUGCACCACCAAAAACAACUUCAUGGUUAUGAUACGGAAUCUUACAAGGCUCUUAUUAAGGAUUAUGACUGUCCUUUACCUUCUGAUGGCUGUGGGUUCUGUCAUCAGGUACAGGAUGUAAACAUGUCCCAAAUGUUUAUUAAUGACAUAAUCCAAUUACUACUGUCUUUUCUAGAAUCUACUACUCCUUCACUGUCCGACGUUGAUUCUUUACGAGAUUGCUCAAAUUGGCCCAAAUGUACAAAAAAUAUUGACAUAUACGGUAAU
Chilo suppressalis (striped riceborer) is the source of this 13138-nucleotide messenger RNA. NCBI's taxonomy places the organism in Eukaryota, Metazoa, Arthropoda, Insecta, Lepidoptera, Crambidae. The record is from the annotation of a GenBank genome assembly.